Messenger RNA from Acanthopagrus latus (yellowfin seabream), 3196 nucleotides. It is a transcript of the gene mastl, whose product is annotated as microtubule associated serine/threonine kinase-like. The coding region runs from base 1 to 2424 and encodes 807 amino acids. Lineage: Eukaryota; Metazoa; Chordata; Actinopteri; Spariformes; Sparidae. Gene Ontology annotation, biological process: peptidyl-serine phosphorylation; intracellular signal transduction. Gene Ontology annotation, molecular function: protein serine/threonine kinase activity; ATP binding. Gene Ontology annotation, cellular component: nucleus. The record is from RefSeq and is a predicted model, not a curated record. The transcript has 12 exons.
AUGGACGCGGAUGAAAAGCACGACUCCGAAGCGAAUGAAAAAUUGGUGGAUAUUCCUAAACCGCCCUCCAUCGAGGACUUCAUCGUUUUGAAGCCUGUCAGCCGCGGUGCUUUCGGCAAGGUCUACCUUGCACGGAAGAAGUGUAAUCCGCGAUUAUAUGCCAUUAAGGUGAUGAAGAAGGCAGACAUGGUUGAUAAAAACAUGACGGGCCAGAUGAAGGCGGAGAGAGAUGCACUUGCCCUUAGCAAAAGCCCCUUCGUGGUUCACCUGUUUUACUCCCUUCAGACAGCCACCAAAAUCUACCUGGUGAUGGAAUACCUCAUUGGUGGAGAUGUCAAAUCUCUGCUUCACAUCUAUGGAUAUUUCGACCAGGAUAUGUCUGUGAAAUACAUUUCAGAGGUUGCACUGGCUUUGGACUACCUCCAUCGUCAUGGUAUAAUCCACAGGGACUUGAAGCCAGACAACAUGCUUAUAUCCAACGAAGGUCACAUCAAACUCACAGACUUCGGCCUUUCUAAAGUGAAGCUUGACAGAGAGCUGAGUCUUAUGGAUAUCCUCACUACUCCAUCCUUGGUGAAACCAAAUAAAGAUUACUUCCGCACCCCAGGUCAAGUGCUCUCCUUAAUCAGCUCCCUUGGAUUUAACACGCCUGCACCAGAGGGCAAACGUCACUGCAGCACAUCUGCUGUGUCCAGCCCAAUGUCCUGUGGCAAAAUAAGACAGAAGAAUAACUCUCUUGGUUCUCCUCUGAUGAAGACAAAAGAUCGGGCGUACUCUCCGACUCGUUACCCUUGGAAAAUGGGGCCGACCAACACUGUGUUCAGUCCGCAUAAGCUGGCUAAAAAUCUGACUCCAAGGCUGCUGAAGACCAGGAAGAGAUUUGAGACGAUGAGUGCAGGCAGCGCCACCACCGACACUGAAGGUGGCAUCAGCCCGCUGUGGGAGUGUGAGGAGAAAGAAAAUGAGCAGAAAAGAGGAGAGCAUCCUCAGCCCAAAAGGCCUGAACAGGACUCUGCGCCCACCAAAACCAAUCUGGACCAUUUCGCAGGGAAAAAGUCUCCAGCGAACCAACCAGUUCGGAAUGAUAUUUGUCCAUCAGCUUCCUCUGUAAAGAGAAUGUUUUGUGACGUUGAGAGAAGUCCAGAGCCGUUGGAGAUCCAAGCCAAGAAGAGUAACGCAUGCUACAAGAGGUGCUACGAGAUUCCAGAGGAGACUGCGAGGUUUCACACGGGCCUGACUGGAACAUUUUCCAACAUCCAACUAGGUGACUUCAUUGCCUCCACAGAGGGGAUUGGGUUAGCCGAGGAGCGGAUCCCAAAUCGCUCCAGCCCCAUCGCUGUGACCAAAAGUCUGUUUUGUGAACUGGAGGAGCCGACGGAGGACGUGUUUGAGGAUGGAGCCAAAGACUUGUCGCAUUCAAGCUUCACAUCACCCCUCAAUGGGAACAGUGACAUUUGCAGGAGCUUGAGUCUCGACUCUGACGGGUCUAUGCAUGAAACGUCUCUCACCGGUGAAAGUCAUGCAUUUCUGAACUCAAGCAAGUGUUCAAAAACCAGGAAUUUAGCAUCACCUGAGUUUCUCCCAAAAAACAGUUCUGCUGUUUCUACUGAAACACCCAAACUUGGUAACUUUGGUUGGAGAGGUGAAUCUCAGUGUUCCUUUUUUAACCGGCUCCCUGAUCUAGCCUCCAGUGUUGAACAGUCGCCCUCGUUCCUCAAGCCACGGAAUGUUGUAGCUUUCCGGAGCUACUGUAGUUCCAUUAACCGCUCCAACAUGUCCAGGGUUUCCCGGCUCAGCAUCGGGUCCGUUGAAGCUAUGGAUAUGUCCACAACAGCUUCUUAUCACACUGCGUCUGGCACUUUAACACCAGUGCAGAAAAGACCCAAUGCCAACAGCUCUCUCAAUCAGACUCCUCAGCCCAUGACGACCUCUCACACACCCUUCAGGACUCCAAAGAGUGUCAGACGGGGAGCGUUGCCUGCUGAGGGUGCACCCAUUUUAGGAACUCCUGACUAUUUGGCUCCAGAGCUACUUCUGGGAAAACCACACGACUGCAUGGUGGACUGGUGGGCGCUAGGCGUGUGUCUUUUCGAGUUCCUCACAGGUGUUCCACCUUUCAACGACGAGACACCUCAGCUGGUCUUCCAGAAUAUUCUCAACAGAGAUAUUCCCUGGCCUGAGGAGGAGGAGGAACUGUCUGUCAACUCAAGAAAUGCGAUUGAAAUCCUCCUGACCAUGGACAUGACCAAAAGAGCUGGCCUAAAGGAGCUCAAGCGUCACCCCCUGUUCGAGGGCUUGGACUGGGACAACCUGCAGAACCAGCCGAUGCCUUUCAUUCCUCAGCCGGAGGAUGAAACAGACACCUCAUACUUUGAGGCGAGAAACAACGCUCAGCACAUCGCCGUGUCGGGCUUCAGUCUGUAGAGUAACAAACGGCAGCAGUCGACCAUGUUUGGCUGUUGAUGAAUCACUUACUUACAUUUUGAAACACUUGGAAAAAAUCUUAUCCGUUAAAUAAAUGAAUACACAGUAAUGAUGAUUAACUGUUUACAGUUGUUAUAUUAAAAAACAACAUUUUACUUAUGUGCAAUCACUGGUCCGAAGAAAAAAGCUGAAUCUCUUGACUGCUCACUUUCUGUAGUUUUGCAUUGUUUAGCAACUUCUUUUAAAACUUAGUAUUAUCGUGUUCAGCUGUAGGUCUCUUAAAUGUCUUCUACUAGCAAAAUACUAGUAGAUACUUAUAAUAGGCUUUGGUUUCUGUAUUAUAGUGUUAUAUUGAUCAAACACAAAAUAAAUAUGUAUGUAAACUGAUGUGAACGGGGCGCCUACAGCCUGCUGCACUGUUAAUGUUCCCCUGUUGUUAGUGGACUAGGUGGGUGGGCCCCCUCAAUUUCUCAAUGAGGGGUUCAAUACUGCUGAAGAGAAACAUGGUAAUAUAUUCACCAAUAAUGUAUUUUAUGUGUAAAUCGUGUUAAUGUUGUUUUAAGGCUUGGCCGAGUACUCUGUGCUCGAACAGGGCUGUUUUUUGCUGCUUUUAUGUUACUUGUAUUGGUUGUUUUGAUGUGAUAUCUCUGUAUUCCACACACUAGUCUUUUCUUUUACAUAAAUUCACUUGGCUUUCUUUACACUUGUGAAUUUUUAUCUUGUUCACCCUGUAAAAAUGGAAAAAUACAAAUAAAAUAUGUUUGUAACAUGA